Molecule: messenger RNA, 1743 nt
Organism: Balaenoptera acutorostrata (minke whale)
Lineage: Eukaryota; Metazoa; Chordata; Mammalia; Artiodactyla; Balaenopteridae
Gene: LRRC3
Product: leucine rich repeat containing 3
Exons: 2
Coding region: 264-1037 (257 amino acids)
Cellular component (GO): plasma membrane
Molecular function (GO): protein binding
Source: RefSeq, a predicted model, not a curated record
CUCGGGCGCAGGCCUCCGGGUCGCCGCCGCCCUCCGGGCGUGGAGCCGGCUCGGACUCCGAGCGGCAGAGAGCCUCAUGCACAGCAGUCUCCGGACGCGGCCACGCAGGACCGAAAGAGAACAUGGUUCUUCCUGGCACGUGAGGAAGGAGAGUUUACGUCUGUGUGGGAUGGUCCCUUCCACAGCGGCACCGGGGAGUGGGGAAGAGUGUAGACCGCAGCACUGAGUGAGAGCAGCGUGCCGUCUGUCUCCAGGUGGUCAGGAUGGGCCCCAUGGGCAAACAGAGCCCGUCCUCCCUGCCGGUCCCCACGGGAGGGUCUUGCCUCCUCCUCCUCUUCUGCCUGCGGUUGGGUGCCUCUUGCCCGCAGAGCUGCCAGUGCCCUGACCAUGCCGGGGCCGUGGCCGUCCAUUGCAGUGGGAGGGGCCUGCAGGAGAUCCCCAAGGACAUCCCCACUGACGCUGUGCUCCUGAAGCUUGACGCCAACAAGAUCGCCCGCAUCCCCAACGGAGCCUUCCAGCACCUGAACCAGCUGAGAGAGCUGGACUUGUCUCAGAACACCAUCGAGACCAUCGGCCCCGCCGCCUUCUCGGGCCUGGCCGGGGGCCUGCGGCUGCUGGACCUGUCUCACAAUCGCAUCCGCAGGAUUCCUAAGGACGCGCUGGGCAAGCUCAGCGCCAAGAUACGCCUGUCCCACAACCCCCUGCACUGCGAGUGCGCCCUGCAGGAGGCCCUGUGGGAGCUGAAGCUGGACCCUGACUCGGUGGACGAGAUCGCCUGCCACACCUCGGUGCAGGAGGAAUACGUGGGGAAGCCGCUGAUCCAGGCUCUCGACUCUGGCGUCAGCUUCUGCAGCGUCCACCACAAGACCACCGAUGUGGCCAUGCUGGUCACCAUGUUCGGCUGGUUCACCAUGGUGAUCACCUACGUCGUGUACUACGUGCGCCAGAACCAGGAGGACGCCAGGAGGCACCUGGAGUACCUGAAGUCCCUGCCCAGCACUCCUGUGUCCAAGGACCCCAUCAGCCCUGCGCCCUAGUGCCCCAUGGCUCGAGCAGGCCGAGGCCCACCUGGCUCCCGUCACUCUUGUAGCAGAUGGUGACUGAGUCCCGCCUUUGAUGUUCCCCCAGUGAGGCGGUGACACGGCUGCUUCUGUCCAGUGCUUCACUCUUACAGAGCUCUUUCCAUAGGGCAUGUAGUUGCUGCAACACCUUCAGGGCAGGCAAUUCUACCAUCAGACCCACUGACAGAUGGGGACACGGGCUCAGAGAAAUGGAAGGUCGCGGACAGGAAGUGAUCCAGCUGGGAUGUAAAACCAGGCCGUCCAUCCUGAUAUGUCCCUUCGGCUCUGGGAGCCUGUCCCACGGGGCGCCCGUAGGGUGAACUAGCAUUCAGAGAAGAAAGGGUGCGUGCCCAUGAGCGACGCUCCCCGAGGAGGUUGGGUGCAUUUUGUUGGUUGUAGGCACAGGUCGUCCUACCCCGUGGAACUGGUUUGCCUUUGCUUCCCCAGUAUUUCCUGAACACCUCUGACCGCAGGGCUCUUUCCACAGCCAAGUGGUAGAGACCGGAUUUUUCUCGGGAGAUAAGUGGAACAUGUAACCUUUGAACAACUUUGUCAACUUUGUUUAUUCUCAGAAUGUUUGUUAAGAGUAACACUUGUACCAAAAUUUCAGUCCAGUGAGAAGGGAAAAAAGAAAUAACAACCCAAAACCAAGAAAAUUAAACCAUGGAGAGAAACCUGAGGA